AUGCCGCCGACACACAUAAAAAGAUCCAACGACCUCUCUAUCCAGCUCGUCAACCCUGCAACGCCGCUGUACCCAGGGAGCGUCGUCCUAGGCCACGUCGUCCGCAAGUCUCACAUCGUCGCACCGGACGCCACCAUCCGUGUCCGCAUCCUCGGCCGUGCCAAAGCAAAACUCGUGAUCGACCGUGGAAACAACUCAAAAAGCUACUACCGCUCCCGCUUCAACUUCUGGCGCGAGGGAGCCAUCGCCGACGUCGUCCAUCAUGGACCGAUACACGUUGCCCAAGGCACAGGAGAAGAGCAAUCAUGGCCUUUUGCAUUGGCACUUCCGACUCACACCGAUGCCGCCGCCGUGAAUGCGGGGUUAUCUGAGAAUGAGAGGGCCGCGUGCUUCUUGCAUGCGCCCGGUGACCCACAAGGAAAGCUGGGUGUGCCAGAGCAGCCUCUGCCAGGAAGCUUUUUUUUUGAACACUCUGGGUUCGGCAAGAGUUGGCAUGGAUUUGUUGAGUACUGGCUCGAAGCCGAGUUGCGGGUCGAGGGGAAGAGCAAGAUCAUCGAGGCAACGAUGCCACUGAGGGUGUGGUCGGUACCGUCGCCGUCGCCGCCAAUGAUGGAUUUUGGAUUGACUGGGAGAAUGAUGAACGGACUCGUGUCGACGCAGCGAUUAAUUCCCGGAAUGGAAGAUGCGAAAUUGAGUUUCAAGCAGAAGUCGCAAAAGUUCUUUGGAUCUUCCAAGGUGCCGAAUUUCCAUUUUUCAAUGAGAGUCGAGUACCCCACGCAAAUACAGCUGGGGAACCCAUACACGAUACCCUUCACGUUGCGGAUUACACCAAACCGAGAGAAGAGCUCCGAAGUAAUCCAAGAUGUCCCUCAAAAGGCAUACAUCAAGAGCGCUACGCUGGAAGUGCACAGCACCGUUGGUGUCAUCUGUCCGGGAACAUUCGACUCGCAUGAAGGCAGCAAGACAAGGAAGCUGUGCAUCGGCAGGACCAGCAAGUUUGUCAACGGAGUCGACGGAUUCGAAAUCCCUUGCGCUCCUAAGGAGGAUGUGCUGGAUCUUGGGGCAGUCUUGGGUCUGCAGAUUGACGCCAGGGGUUCGGUUGUUGGCGCCUCCAAAUUCGGCGGGACACUCGAGACCAUGUCACCAACGUACACUACAUACUGCGUGAGGCUAUCCCAUGUGUUGCACUGGGAGGUGAAGGUUUCCAUCGGGGGUGAAUCAUGGGAGUGCGGAUGGCAGAACAGAAUCGUUGUGCAUCCUCCGGUCGAAGAGGCGUUGAGCGGGGGUGUUGGAGCGGCGUCGGCGGGUAUGGCGACCUUGUCAUUAGAACCGCCUCCACCACCAGUUGAUGAAGCAGUUCCGGCCUAUGAAGGUCCGAGUACGGCGGCGCCAGCAUACGAAAAGGUAGCAGGAGGUCAGGCGUCGAAUGAGGUCAAUGGUAAUGGGGAGGGAUCGUCGGCUGUUGGCGGCGACAUGAAGUCGUGA
Colletotrichum gloeosporioides is the source of this 1485-nucleotide messenger RNA. RefSeq lists its product as uncharacterized. The transcript has a single exon. The coding region runs from base 1 to 1485 and encodes 494 amino acids. The record is from RefSeq and is a predicted model, not a curated record. NCBI's taxonomy places the organism in Eukaryota, Fungi, Ascomycota, Sordariomycetes, Glomerellales, Glomerellaceae.